GAGAUCAUCACCCGCUGGUUUGGCUCCAUUAGACCAAACCAAUGUUAUACCUAGACACACAGAUCUCUAGAGGGGCACAGAGAAAGAAAGAGAUGAAGCCAACAUCCUUCUUUUUCGUUACCUUGCUCUUGCUCUUCAUCAUCUUUACUUCACAUACCCCUUUUGUGAAUUCGGAAAAUGACUCCUGCAGCUCUAGUCCCAGCAUCAAUGGCAUCUCCUUUGACAUCACAAAGUUCCAGUGCUUUUCUGUUUGGGAUGCUCAAGGCUUCAUCCUUAGAUAUCAAAAGACAGAAUCUAGUUUAUGGAGCUUUGUCUUGUCCGCGCCUGAUACAAAUGCUUACAUAGCAAUAGGGUUUUCAAGCGAUGGAUCCAUGGUGGGAUCCAGUGCGAUAGUGGGGUGGGUUGGGUCUAAUAGAGGUAUAAAGCAGUAUUAUCUGGGAGGGACCCAAUCAAGCUCGGUUGAGCCUAACAAAGGAAACCUGCAGGUACUGGGCAAUACAUCAGCAGCUUUAUCGCAAUCCAACCGCAUAUACAUGGCCUUCCAGCUCAACACCACCCAACCUCAGUCCAAACUCCUCUAUGCAGUUGGGCCUCCAGGCCAGUUUCCAUCUUCCCCCGAAUUUCGCUUGUCCCAGCACGAAUACAAGAUCUCCACCAGGAUCGAUUAUCUCACGGGUCAAAGUGGCACUGUUCAGACCCCAUAUUCAAGACUGAGGAUGAGCCAUGGCAUGUUGAAUAUGCUAGGUUGGGGUGUUCUAAUGCCAAUUGGAAUAAUAGUUGCUCGUUACUUCAAGCAGUUUGAUCCGACUUGGUUUUAUGUCCACGUUUCAAUUCAAUCAGGUGGAUUUAUAUUAGGAUUAGUAGGAGUAGUAUGUGGACUUGUUUUAAAUGAUCGCAUUAAUGCAAAUGUUGCUAAACACAAAGCUCUUGGAAUUGUUAUUCUUGUGCUCGGGUGCCUCCAGGUGACGGCAUUUUUGGCGAGACCAGACAAGGUAUCGAAAGUGCGAAAAUAUUGGAAUUGGUAUCAUCAUGGUGUGGGGAGAGUUUUGAUUGCUCUUGCAAUAGUAAAUGUUUUCUAUGGCAUUCAUUUAGGCAAUGCAGGAAAUGGAUGGAAUGCUGGUUUUGGGGUUGUUCUUGCUUCCUUGCUUAUUGUCGCAAUUGUUGCAGAGUUUAAGAAGUGGGCAAGAAAAUAACUUCUUGUAUGAUGCAAGUCCAUGUGUUUUGAUUAGUAAUAUUAUUCACUAACUCUUUGAUCUUACU
Vitis riparia (riverbank grape) is the source of this 1260-nucleotide messenger RNA. Its product is annotated as cytochrome b561 and DOMON domain-containing protein At3g07570. The record is from RefSeq and is a predicted model, not a curated record. Lineage: Eukaryota; Viridiplantae; Streptophyta; Magnoliopsida; Vitales; Vitaceae. The coding region runs from base 42 to 1193 and encodes 383 amino acids. The transcript has 4 exons.